This is a messenger RNA of Drosophila novamexicana, 621 nucleotides long. It is a transcript of the gene boca, whose product is annotated as LDLR chaperone boca. The record is from RefSeq and is a predicted model, not a curated record. Bases 66 to 605 code for a protein of 179 amino acids. NCBI's taxonomy places the organism in Eukaryota, Metazoa, Arthropoda, Insecta, Diptera, Drosophilidae. The transcript has 2 exons. Gene Ontology annotation, biological process: protein folding.
AGGUGAAUGCCAAUUUAGCAAGCUGACGUGUAGAGUUGCAGGCGCAAAUAAAAUCAAAUUUAAUAAUGCAAACGAGGUUUAUAUUGAUUAUGCUGGCCCUGGUGCCCGUUGUGCUGUCAAAGAAGUUCAAGGAUGAAGAGAAACCGGAGUGGGCAAAGAAAGAUAUACGUGAUUACAGCGAAGCCGAUUUGGAGCGCCUGCUGGACCAGUGGGAUGAAGAUGAGGAUCCACUAGAGCCGGAUGAGCUGCCGGAGCAUUUGCGGCCACAGCCAAAGCUAGAUUUUUCGAAUUUGGACAGCAAGAACCCCGAAGACCUGCUCAAAGUAUCGAAAAAGGGCCGCACGCUAAUGACAUUUGUUUCAGUCACCGGCAAUCCCACGCGAGAGCAAGGCGAAGAGAUUACCAAGCUUUGGCAGACCAGCUUAUGGAAUAAUCACAUCCAAGCGGAACGUUAUAUGGUCGACGACAAUCGAGCGAUAUUCCUGUUCAAAGACGGUGCGCAGGCCUGGGAGGCAAAAGACUUUUUGGUGGAGCAAGAGCGUUGCAAGGGCGUUACCAUCGAAAAUAAGGAAUAUCCGGGUGUACAUGUUAAGGACGAACUGUAGUAUUCAUUGUAUCUAA